Molecule: messenger RNA, 910 nt
Organism: Loxodonta africana (African savanna elephant)
Lineage: Eukaryota; Metazoa; Chordata; Mammalia; Proboscidea; Elephantidae
Product: palmitoyltransferase ZDHHC3-like
Exons: 1
Coding region: 1-867 (288 amino acids)
Molecular function (GO): palmitoyltransferase activity
Source: RefSeq, a predicted model, not a curated record
AUGCCCUUGAGCGUCCCCGCCCACAGGGCCCUUGAGAGGACACCCGAGUUCGCGCUGCGCCCGGCUGACCAGCCGGGGACACCGCGGCCGCCCCCUGCCCGCCGCCGCCGCGUCUGGUUCGUGUGCGACGCGCUGGGCAUCGUGUGCGCCGCCAGCACCUGGGGGCUGGUGGUGGGCGCUGCCAGCGCUCUGCUAUCGGAGCUACUCAUCCCAUCGCGGGACUUGGUGUACGCCGCAGCCAACGGCGCCCUCUUCCACCUGCUGGCCUUCCUGGGGCUAGCGUCGCACGCACGCGCCAUGCUCACCGACCCCGGCUCGGUGCCCCUGGGCGAAGCGCCCCGGCCCGACGCGCGCCGCUGCCGGCCCUGCGGUGGCUCCAGGCCCGCGAGAGCCCACCAUUGCAGCGUGUGCGGGCGCUGCAUCCGCAAGGUGGACCACCAUUGCCCCUGGGUCAACAACUGCGUGGGCGAGGACAACCAGAAGUACUUCGUGCUCUUCACGCUCUACAUUGCUCUGGCCUCCCUGCACGUGCUGUUGCUGCUUGGCGUCCCUGCCCUGCGCCAAUACGCGCAGGGCGAGUGGGACACCAACAGCACCGUGUCGCCCCGCGGCUCCCUCAUCUUCCUUUUCCUGGUGAGUCUGAAAGGCCUCAUCUUUACCUCUGUAAUGUUCGGGACCCAGAUGUACGCCAUCUGCACCGACCAGACGAGAAUCGAGCAGCUGCAGAGGGAGCAGUCCAGGUGGGGCAAAGGUACCAUGUGGAUGAACCUGAAGGCGGUCUUUGGCCACCAAGUCUCGGUGGCCUGGAUCAACCCCUUUGCCUCCCAAGAACCUCAGAAAUCCGAUGGGCACCACGACGUCGUCUGAAGGCCUAGGAUCCCACUCACAUGGGACCACAACAACUGUACCA